CUGUUUCUCCUUUUCUUUUUCAUUGUGUGGGACACAUCACCACAUCAAAUAUAUAACCCAAAAAACUCAAAAAAAAAUUAUAACAAAUAUUUUCGCAAAAUCUAAUAUUUGUUCUUCUAAGUUUCCAAUUCCAGGCAGCCCUCACACAGAAAACAGCCCUUUCAGUGUUUUCUUUUUUUCUUUUUAAAGAUCUUCUCUUAUUGAUUUCUAUUGGUAUUCUUCUUCUUCUUACCAAAUCAAAUGCUCACUUUUUAUUCACUCCCAAAACUGCAAUACCAAAAGUCUGAUAAUCAAUGAUGAAGAAAAAGAAGAGGGACCAUAACAUCAAUGGCAUUACCAUCCGCCGGCGGCACCACCACCACCAUCACCUCCUACACCAUCACUAUCCCUUGUUUAAUCUCUUAUACGCUUUCUCAUGUUGUAUUCUUCUCCUCUUCGUCGCUUUCCCUUUCUUCUCUUCUCCUCCUCCUGUUAUCGGCCACUCCUCAAUGUCUGAAGAUGAAGGCACUGUAGGCUCCACUUCGGAUACAGAGACGGUGUUUCGUGUUCCGGAAAGCAGAGUGAAUACAGGGCAUGAUUUAUGGAGGUCGAGAUUAUCUAACUUCUACUUUGGUUGCAGUAACGCCACCGAUAACUUUCUAACUGCUGAUGUGAAAACUCAUGACAAUCGGUACUUGUUGAUUGCUACCAGUGGAGGCUUAAAUCAACAGAGAACAGGGAUAACAGAUGCUGUUGUUGCAGCUUAUAUUUUGAAUGCUACUCUUGUUGUUCCGAAGCUGGAUCAGAAAUCAUUCUGGAAAGAUUCUAGUGAUUUUGCUCAAAUAUUUGAUGUUGACUGGUUCAUUUCCUUCCUCGCAAAUGAUGUUCGAAUCAUCAAACAACUUCCAAUGAAGGGAGGGAAAAUUGUGGCGCCUCAUCAUAUGCGUGUCCCAAGGAAGUGCACUCCAAAAUGCUAUCAGAAUCAUGUUUUACCUCUUUUUAGUAAGAAGCAUGCUAUUCAGCUUGGGAAAUUUGAUUACAGGCUCUCAAAUCGACUGGUCAUUGAUUUACAAAAGCUGAGAUGUAGAGUCAACUACCAUGCUUUAAGAUUUACUAAUUCAAUUCUUGGAAUGGGUAAAAAAUUGGUUGAAAGAAUGAGAAUGAAAAGCAAGCUCUUCAUUGCCUUGCACUUGAGGUUUGAGCCUGAUAUGCUUGCGUUCUCUGGAUGUGAUUAUGGAGGUGGAGAAAAAGAAAGGACAGAACUUGGGGCAAUUCGGAAGCGGUGGAAGACCUUACAUGAAAAGAAUCCUGAAAAAGAACGAAGGCAGGGAAGAUGCCCACUGUCGCCGGAGGAAGUUGGUCUUAUGUUGAGAGCAUUGGGUUUUGGAAGUGAUGUUCACAUUUAUGUGGCAUCAGGUGAGGUAUAUGGAGGUGAAGAGACACUAGCACCACUGAAGGCACUUUUUCCUAAUUUCUAUUCGAAAGAUACUUUAGCCAGCAAGGAUGAGUUGGCACCGUUUUCAUCAUUUUCUUCUCGCAUGGCUGCACUAGACUUCAGUGUUUGUGAUGAAAGUGAUGUCUUUGUCACCAACAACAACGGCAACAUGGCUAAAAUCUUAGCUGGACGAAGGAGAUACUUUGGGCACAAGCCAACUAUUCGGCCAAACUCUAAAAAACUUUACAAAUUGUUCUUGAAUCAACACAACAUGACAUGGGAAGAAUUUGCCUCCAAAGUUCGGACUCAUCAAAUUGGCUUCAUGGGGGAGCCAAAUGAGGUGAAGCCUGGCAGGGGCGAGUUUCAUGAGAACCCGUCAUCAUGCAUAUGUGAGAAUUCUGAAGCAAAGGCUGGAGAAGAUCCAGUUAAUCAGAGUGAGGUCUGGAGAGAAAAGAAGAGGAUCGUGAGUGACGAGCGCCUAACAGAUUAUGAUCAUGAGCAGGAUGUAUCUGACAUGGAUUACGUGGAGUAUGGAAAUGAUGCUCUAGAGAAGGGUGAUUCGUUUAGAAGUACCUUACCUAAGAUGGAUCCACCAGAGCUGGAGGAGUUGGUCUCUGACUAAGAAAUGAGACUGCUCUUUCAUUGACAGAAUGUUCUUAGGCUAACCACUGUUUCAUCAGAUCUUUUGGUCUCCAUUUCACCGCAUAUGGAUUUGCUUCAGUCAGCAUUAUCUUCUCCAACAGGCGAAGAAUGAAGAUGCAAUCUGUAUAUAUAGAUAGGAAUUGGCAAAUGAGCGGUUUCAAUUUCAAAUAUUUGUAAAUGCUGGCAUAUGAGGAUUACAUGGUGCACUGAAUUAGAGCUUCUUGUAUUCUAGAAGCCAUUAAUAUUUGUGGCUGAGAAAUAUCUUGUUUCUAGGUUGGUAAAUUCUUGCUGCAAGGCAGGAUGGGUAUAGAAGAGGAGCAUGAAUCUUGGAAAAGGCAAAAGACACUGUUUAUGUUUUUCCAUUUUUUAAAAUUUAAAUAGAAAAUCAUUGCUCUCGUAAGUAAACUUGUACGUUUUUGAAUUGAAAGCGAAAAUACAAAAGUUGAAAUGCA
Ricinus communis (castor bean) is the source of this 2508-nucleotide messenger RNA. Its product is annotated as protein ROOT HAIR SPECIFIC 17. The transcript is spliced from 10 exons. Bases 294 to 2036 code for a protein of 580 amino acids. Lineage: Eukaryota; Viridiplantae; Streptophyta; Magnoliopsida; Malpighiales; Euphorbiaceae. The record is from RefSeq and is a predicted model, not a curated record.